Molecule: messenger RNA, 783 nt
Organism: Triticum turgidum subsp. durum (durum wheat)
Lineage: Eukaryota; Viridiplantae; Streptophyta; Magnoliopsida; Poales; Poaceae
Source: the annotation of a GenBank genome assembly
AUGGUGCCCAGGGACAUGGUGAAUGCCCCCGCCGAAAGGCUGCACGUCCAAGGGUCUGUCGUGAACAAGAAGUGUGAGACGAAGGUGCCAAAUAAAAUCCACAAGUCGGAGAGGGAGAAGCGGAAGCGAGGCACGCAGAAUGACCUCUUUAAUGAGCUGGGAGCCAUGCUAGAACCAGACAGGCAGAACAACAGGAAGGCAUGUGUAUUGGGUGACACUACACGGAUACUGAAGGAUUUAGUUUCACAAGUGGAAUCUCUUCGGAAGGAGAAUAGCACACUGAAGAAUGAAUCUCACUAUGUUGUGUUGGAGAGAAAUGAACUGCGUGAUGACAACAGCAUGCUUCGCAAUGAAAUCCAGGAGCUUCAGAACAAGCUGAGAAUGCGUCUGCAAAGCAACCCUAUUUGGAGCCAGGAUACUACUACAAGAUCAGCCGUUGCAGUACCUUAUCCCACAAGCGGAGUGUUCCCAGUACAGCAUUCACCACAUUCACCAGUCAUCACCUCGACGGCACUUUCUCUGCAACCUGUAAUCACUGAGCAAUGCUAUGCUGCCCCACUACGAGAGCUGCAGCUCUUCCCAGAAGUUUCACCUACAUCCACUGAAGAUAGCGAACUGUCACAAGACCAGGGGAUUUCCAAUAGUGUAACAAGGCCCCAGGCACGGUACCCAACACCAGCGGCGAUGUCGCCAGUAAAUGAGUUCCCAAUCCUUUCAAGGAUGGGAGAGGAGCAACAAUAUAGUAGUGGCACUAGUGAGGAAGACGGUCCACACAGGGUUUAA